Messenger RNA from Sinocyclocheilus anshuiensis, 4086 nucleotides. RefSeq lists its product as uncharacterized. The coding region runs from base 329 to 2434 and encodes 701 amino acids. The record is from RefSeq and is a predicted model, not a curated record. The transcript has 16 exons. NCBI's taxonomy places the organism in Eukaryota, Metazoa, Chordata, Actinopteri, Cypriniformes, Cyprinidae. Gene Ontology annotation, molecular function: guanyl-nucleotide exchange factor activity.
AUGUGAGUGGAAGUCAAAUGGAGCUCUAAUCAGCCGAAAAACUGCUCUUUUGCUGACUGCGCAGGAGCGCGUGAAUGUUCCCGAGUGUUCGGUUUCUCCUCCCGCAGUCGGACAGACGCAGUGCACGACACCAGAUAAACCGGGCACCGGGACACAAGAGCGCAGUGAUACUGAACGACUAAAACAUGAGGUUGUCGCUAUGUCAAAGAAAUGGAAUAACAUUUAAGCUUAAAAAGAAAUCUUGAAGAUUUUCUUUCUGGGUGGAGCUCUUUGGCAGGUAUCUUUCCCCCCACUUGGGAAUCGCUGACAGGGCGACCAGCUCUAGAAAAUGAAAUCUCAUGAGGGAGAACUGGAGAGGGAGAUCUCUAAGGUUCAGGGCAUGGUGUGUGAGUUGCGGGCAGGGUUUUCUCGUGCACUGCUGGAGCUGAAUCAGAUUCAGCAGGGAGACACUGAGCUGCAGAGCCAGCUGGAGGACACAAGACAUGGCUGCAACAAGCGCUCCCUUCACCUAGAGAGUCUGGUGCUGUCCCUCAAGGAGGAGCUGGAGGAGGUACGUUGUCAGUUUCGUCAACUCGGCGAGGCACAAGAAAGAAAGCCACCAGAGAAUCCAGGAAGAGAGAAUGUGAGUGCUGAUGUGUGUAUGUGUGAAUGCAGUAAUGGAGUGGAUGACCGUAGUGGACAGAUUAAUGGUGCUGCAGAGGCUCCUCCCCUUUCAUCUGUGGGUGGAGAUUUCCUCAUACACUGUUACCUGCAGGGAUUACAGGUGUGGCAAUGGGCCAGACAGAAUUCAGGUGGAGAUUCUCUUUCCUCUGGCACAGAUUCUCUAACAAACAGCUGCCUACGGCGGGGCAGGAGGCGGGGUGUGGUGGAGAUGCUGUUGCAGUCUGAACGCGAUUAUGUGUCUAGUUUGAAUCAACUCUAUGAGAAAUACAAAUCUGCUGAGCAAAAUGUGGCAUUUGUAAAGCAUAUCGAUCAGAUGCUACAGCGCCACCUGCUGUUUUGUAACAUCCUAGAAGAACGACUGACCACCGAUGAGAGAAGCUGUGCUGCAGGGGAUGCUUUCCUUAACCUUACUGGACAGAACAAUAAGUCUUUCUCUGAUGCAUAUCUUGGAUAUGUGGCCAGUCUGGGAACUGUCCUGAGAACAGAGAUCAGUACAACUUCACCCCACAGCAACCCACAAAAUGCACAGGAGAAGAAAGAGAGUUUCAGAUUGCUUUCACUACUAUUUGCUCCUGUUUCCCGCAUCCACAAAUACCUGAACAUCAUACAGGCUCUGUCACGCAGUUCUGGCGCUGGACAUGCAGACUGGUGUUCACUGCAGGAGAGCGAGCAGGUGCUGUGGGACCUCUGCACAAGCUGUCAUAUGACUUUGGCGAAGACGGGGCCGUGCGAAGAGGGGGAGAGGCCUGAACAAGGUUUGAGAAGCAGGUGCUGUGCCGAGAGCCCCGACUGUGGCCCUUCCGCUUUUACCAAGUACUGUGCCAACACUAAUGCAGAUACAGCCAGCGUCACAGCGGGCGCAGGCAUAGACAGCACUGUACACCAGAGGAAAUGCUGUCGUGUUGGCACCUCACGGACGCUACCUCGGCCCAGUGGCAUUUUAAGAAAUGGCCAUAAGCAUAUAUGUGAUCUGACCCCUGGUGGCUGGACUGCAGAGUACAUGUGGAAUGGCAGCUCAGGGAAGAGCCUCAUGGGUCCCAUCUGCGUACCCUUCGCUCGUCAUCCUAGAGAAGCCGGCCGCUUUCUGAAUCCUGUGCCACCUGUAGGUGUCGAGGGAAACCUCACUGCUGCUGCCAAGAGUCAGAGCUCCUCGGCUGGUCUGGCCGUGCGUGUGUGUGGGUCUCCAGGGCUCGACGGACGCAUAUACACAUCUGACCUGUACCCUUCGUCACAUCGCCUCGAUGAUGGGGACAUAGACUGCGACGUGGCUGAUGCAUCCGUUUUUGACUUCUCUUCUGUAACGACCUGUAGCCCAGAUGAAACUCUGAAUCAGCUCAGGGGAGUGGAAGCAUGUGAUGAUGAGGAUGAUGUUGAAGAGGACAGUGAGGUUCCAGUUCUCCUCAAACCUUCAUACACUCACAAUGCUUCAGCCGUGCAGGCAGGGGGAAGCUUAUGCAUGCAAUGGCAGAUUCCCAGACGGGCUCCUAUUCCUGCUGAGGUUUGCAUUGGGGCGCAAGGAAAGACACGUGCCCCAAAACCACACAGAAUGCCCACCAGUGCCUUCCGGCCGAUUUGGGACCCAACUUAUUCACAGGGUGAUGUGACUCCUGCAAAAGAGAACUCUGUGUCUUUCAGCUCAACCAAUCAGAUCAUUAAUCAGCAGCAAGAGACUGACCAAUCACGAUCUGCAUAUAGAGGGACUGGAGUUCAGCGGGCUGAAGCAGUGUGGCAUGACAGCGAGGACAGUGAAGGACCCUGCAGUACAGUCUGACACACUCCUAUGCCAGCAAACAAUUAAUAUUACGCACUGGUGCAACUAAUCAUACACAGGGAACUUCUCUGCUUCAUCCAAUGAAAUGACUGGAAUCUUUUUUAAAUAUCUGAGAUUACAAUUGAUGACUUAUUCUCACUGUGAAUUGACAUGAAGCACCAGCACCCUCACCACAGCUAAAUUCAACAAAAGUCUUCCAGCAUGAUUUGAUCCGUCAGAGAGAAAUAAACACUUUGAUGUAACAGAAUGCACAUAAACAGAGGAAUAAAAACGUUCAGUAGAAAAUAAGACUGCGAGUUUAUUAAUGAGUCUCAUGGAGAACAUGGUACAAAAGCAGUUACAGGCUUUGAAUGCACACGCAGACACACGCACAGACACACACACACACAAACAGUGAGUUUUUGGGAAUUACUAACACUUCAAACCAACUGACCAAUCAUCUCUGUGGGAGUGGCCAGCAUGAGAUUCUACACAUACAGGAUGUGACAUCACUACAAAACACUGCAGUCCCUCUAUGGCUGAUCGCCUCGGAGACCAUUUCCGUGGUCGAUUGGAUAGGAAUUGCUCUGGUGAUGAAGCCCUUCCUGUAUGGACCUUGUUUGGUUGAUGGAGCGAACCUGAAUGAGAGCAGGAGGCGUGAUUUACAAUAGAAUACAAUACAACAUUCUGACCGUAGCGUGGUGUCCGAAAGUUCAUGAGUUUUGGGAAACAGCCCGACGGUUGUCCUGACCAGCCCAUAGGACGGGGGUUAGCAGGACAGGGUCAUAAAGUCACAGGAUUGUGAGUUUGAGUCCUCUGCUUCUCUGUAACAGUACUGCCCUAAAGUGCAAAAAAGGCUCACCGCACACUAUUAAGACACACAAACUAGACACUGGUCCACACCAAACACUCUACAACAGUGUGUGAAUCCGGUGGGUCUCAGACUGAGAUUGUCAGUAGAUACAUCAGUAUCUGGGCCACCACGGCGCCGAGGUGAGGGCAGAUAUGUCACUCUGUACAGAAUACUUGGAGCACAAAUGGACGUGUUGUCUAGACAUUUGUUCUAAGCAUGGUCAAGGCGAAUGCUUUCAGACACUUAAUUUUUGUUCAGUACUGAUAUUGAAGGCACAUUAAGAGUCUGGUGCAGAAAUCACAGGUCGUAAGCAUCGGAAGAGGGGUGGGGAUUGUGAUGAAUCAACGAAUAGAUGAGUACGCCUUUGAGGGGAGGGGCUAAGACAUCAUAUUGGCUUUAAAUAGUGUAAGCAAAAAGCUCUCAUCAAAACUUCAAGAGUUCACCUGAAGGGUACAAUCUCUGGUCAAGGUCACGGUGAUGAGUUAAAGGCAACUGAAGAGAAGCGUGCUGAGGGUGUUUGGGUUGAACCCUGGUUGACCUUUGAACUGCAACCAAAUAAACAUCCACAGCAGAGUCUGACGGUGGUGAAAGGCCUCAGAGCAGCAUUUCCAUCAGUGAAUGUGCUGUCGAUGAGCACAUGACCUUGCGUAGUUCUGCAUGCUGAACGUCACGUGACGGAUGUGAAAAAUGAGGGAUAAUAACAUUCCUCAAGAGCAAUGAGCGUCUUCAGGUUUUUAUUAGCAUCAGAUUGUCUGGUUCCAGGUUAAACGUUGUUAAAACACACACACAUAUACACACACACACACACACACACACACAC